Messenger RNA from Funneliformis mosseae, 360 nucleotides. NCBI's taxonomy places the organism in Eukaryota, Fungi, Glomeromycota, Glomeromycetes, Glomerales, Glomeraceae. The record is from the annotation of a GenBank genome assembly.
AUGUCAAUGGCAUCAAUUGUGUCUAUAACAAGCAUUACAAAAAAAAUGUUAUCACGUCGACGUCGUAAUUCAACGAGUUCAAAUUCUAGCAAAUUUUCUGUGACAACUCUUUCAUCAGUUUUCUAUUUGAGCAGUAUGGAGAAAUUCAUGGGCAUGCCAGGUACAUACCCUUGUACUUCGGUACCCAAUAAUACCACAUUAAAUGAAACUGAUGAAAUCGAUGAUUUGCCUUCAUCUUCUAACCUUAGUAAUGAUGUAAGCACCUGGCAAAAACUUCGAAAAAAUAUUUCUACUCCUAAUUUAUCUCGUUCGAUUUUGAGAUCAAAUACAUUUAAAAGUUCCAACUUUUUUCAUACUUGA